Molecule: messenger RNA, 1056 nt
Organism: Fraxinus pennsylvanica
Lineage: Eukaryota; Viridiplantae; Streptophyta; Magnoliopsida; Lamiales; Oleaceae
Source: the annotation of a GenBank genome assembly
AUGGCUUGCAGUAACAGUUACGAGUGUACAGCAUCGGACCUUCUCUGUAAUGAAGAAACCAAAAGUAUGUGCUUUGAUGAUGACGAUCUUGUUGAUUCUUUCAGUGACGUCAGCUGUCAAACCGAUGAUAAUAAAGGCAUGAGCUUUGUCGAUGGCGGACCAGAUUCUGAGACAAUGGUUCAUUUGCCAUGUCUGAGUGAAGAGAGCAUCGGUUUGAUGGUUGAGAGAGAAAUGGAGCACAUGCCCAGGGAUGAUUAUCUCAAUAGACUGAGGACUGGGGAUUUGGAUAUGAGUGUGAGAAGAGAGGCUGUUGAUUGGAUGUGUAAGGCUCAUGCUCACUACAGAUUUGGAGCACUGUGUUUGUGUUUGGCUAUAAAUUACUUUGACCGAUUUCAAUCUGUGCAUGACCUGCCCAGAGGUAAGACAUGGGGGUUUCAGUUGUUAGCCGUGGCUUGUUUAUCUCUAGCAGCCAAAAUGGAGGAAAUUGAAGUUCCUUCCACCGUGGAUUUACAGGUUGGGGAACCAAAAUUCUUGUUUGAAGGUAAAACCAUACGAAGAAUGGAGCUUUUGGUACUGAGCAUUUUGAAAUGGAAAAUGCAAGCUUAUACUCCGUGCAACUUCAUCGACUAUAUCCUCCGGAAAAUGGCGAAAAACGAUGAGCUCCCAUCAGGGCCAUUGAUUACUAGAUCAGUUCAACUGAUCUUAAGCACAAUCAGAGGUAUUGACUUCUUGGAAUUCAGGCCAUCUGAAUUAGCUGCAGCAAUAGCAAUGUAUGUUUCAGGGGAAGAAAUACAGGCAAUGGACAUUGAUAAGACCCUGUCUGGUUUCAUAAGAGUAGAGAAGGGGAGAGUGUUGAAGUGCCUUGAACUAAUUCAAGAUUUGACAUCAAUUAAUAGUUCUUCUUCUUCUACCAUUACUGCAAAUAUGGGUAAUGGCACUGUUCCAUCAUCAUCAUCAGUGCCCCAAAGUCCAAAUGGAGUGUUGGAGGCUGCUGCCAGCUUGAGCUAUAAAAGUGAUGAGAGAAACCCAAAUUCUAAAAGGAGAAGAUUGGACUAA